GAGUUUGGGACCUGCAGAGAGAGAGAGAGCGGGAGCGCGCGAGGAGGACCGGGAGCGAGUGUAUCAGUUCGAGUGUACGCGAGCAACCUCGAGUCCUGCGAACUACAGCAGUGUGUGUGCGUGAGAGAGUUUGUGCGAGUGAGUGAUCGCGAACAUGCUGAACAACUUUCUCCAAAGUUUGUGAAAGUCCGCGAGCGCGCGCUUUAACCAACUUUCUCCAGCCUUCAGCCUCCGAGAAGCAGCUGCUGCAUCCGACACAUCUGAACGACCUCUGCCAUGGGUAGCAAGACUCUUCCUGCCCCUGUUCCUCUUCACCCGUCCCUCCAGCUGGCCAACUACUCCCUCCUCCAGACGUCCAGCGGCUUCCAACUGCCCACCGACCCCAUGCCGGGUGUAUACAGCUUCAGUGCCCUCCAUGCCGUCCACCUGCACCACUGGACCCUAGGCUACCCACCGUUCGCCCUGCCACGCUGCACCAUCUCCAAGCUACCCGGGCUGGUCGACGCCCGCUUUCCACUGCCGUCCAUCCCCCUGCUGCCGCAGCUCAUCCACCCGACCAAGCAGGACACGUCCCCGGGGUCGGUCAAAAACAAACCGCGCUUCGACUUCGCCAACCUGGCGGCGGCCGCCACCCAGGAGGACCCGCUGAAGGCCGAGGACCUGAGCAUGAACGGAGGUUCCAACGCGCACGCCCGCGGCCCGUCCCUGGGCUGCUUGCUGGACGCGGCGGCCAAGCUGUCGUCGCCUGAGAGGAAGCCCAGCCGCGGCCGGCUGCCGUCCAAAACCAAAAAGGAGUUUGUGUGCAAGUUCUGCGGCCGUCACUUCACCAAGUCCUACAACCUGCUGAUUCACGAGCGCACGCACACGGACGAGCGGCCGUACACCUGCGACAUCUGCCACAAGGCCUUCAGGAGGCAGGACCACCUCAGAGACCACCGAUACAUCCACUCCAAAGAGAAGCCCUUCAAAUGCCAGGAGUGUGGAAAAGGUUUCUGUCAGUCAAGAACGCUCGCAGUCCACAAAACGCUGCACAUGCAAGUCAAAGAGUUGAAGCCGGCCAAGAUAAAGUGAGGUCAGCCUCCUCAGCCAAUGGGGAGACUGGAGAGUCCAGUGACCUAAGGACAGCGGCCAAUAGCAAAGCCAGGCCAAAAGAGACUACUUCAACGUGACCCGAGAGCAUGGGCCUGGACUGAAAAGACCAAAAACAGAAAAGAAACGGAUUAAUCUCCACGCUCCUCGCCGAAGCUGGAAGAAAAUUCCAAAACCGAAGACAUUCCGAACCGAUGGACAGCCAGUCGGAUCUAAACGGGCCACAGCCUCCUGGAUUUACGGAUGUUCAGUUCGGUUCAAGAACUUUGGGUGCCGGCGGACUAGGAUUCAGGGUGGCAAAUUGUGAAUGGAUCAAAUCCAGACUCAAACGCUGUUGUAUAAAAUGUGAUUUCUGUCGACGCUCUUAGACCGACGACAGAUCAGUCAAGUUCUUCAGUUAUCGAUUGUUCGGGGACUGUUUUCGAUGUUGAAAACCAAUGAAAACCAGAUUCAGCCUUAAGAACCUGAAGAGGUUCUGCGAGUUCAGACAAUCACUAAAAAAAAAAGGCGAAGAAAAGCAAUAAGAUUGUCAGCUAGGUGACGCUCGAUCCAAAGACACAUUCCAAUCUUGUAUUUUUUUAUGUACAGAUUUCCUUUUUGUAUAACUGUUAUUUGGCACUUUAAUCAGUUUAUUGAUUAUUUACAUAUAUCACUGGAUUCCUUAAACUUAUUUUAAAAAUAAAUAGUCAUUUUCUUAACAAAA
Molecule: messenger RNA, 1792 nt
Organism: Astyanax mexicanus (Mexican tetra)
Lineage: Eukaryota; Metazoa; Chordata; Actinopteri; Characiformes; Acestrorhamphidae
Gene: osr1
Product: odd-skipped related transcription factor 1
Exons: 3
Coding region: 277-1071 (264 amino acids)
Biological process (GO): urogenital system development; regulation of transcription by RNA polymerase II; embryo development
Cellular component (GO): nucleus
Molecular function (GO): DNA-binding transcription factor activity, RNA polymerase II-specific; RNA polymerase II transcription regulatory region sequence-specific DNA binding
Source: RefSeq, a predicted model, not a curated record